Aspergillus steynii IBT 23096 is the source of this 5067-nucleotide messenger RNA. RefSeq lists its product as uncharacterized. The coding region runs from base 1 to 4959 and encodes 1652 amino acids. Gene Ontology annotation, biological process: astral microtubule depolymerization; mitotic spindle assembly. The record is from RefSeq and is a predicted model, not a curated record. Lineage: Eukaryota; Fungi; Ascomycota; Eurotiomycetes; Eurotiales; Aspergillaceae. Gene Ontology annotation, molecular function: microtubule binding. The transcript has 4 exons. Gene Ontology annotation, cellular component: mitotic spindle; microtubule organizing center; cytoplasmic microtubule.
AUGGCUCUUCAGUUUCUUCUCGACUUGCUCGCUCGGGUCACCACCCACCUCACUCUUCUCUUCACUGCCCUCUUCACUUCUUUCUUCACUUCUCUCUUCAAACCUGCUCUUGCUCUCAUCGACUCCGUUUUCGACUUCGUUGCCUCCCUGAGAGGCCUUGCUCGUGAUUUCAUUUCUUUUGUUUUUCGUUGUGUUAGUUUCGUUCUUGCUUCUGUUUCCCUUGCUCGUGAUUGCGUUCGUGCGUUGAGAUUGUUUGUUUCUGAAACUGUUACUUCCCUUGUUGCGUUGCUUAACUCCACAAUAUACAUUGGGGAGACUCUCGUUACUUCGGUUAUCGAGACAAUCCGCAUUGUCAAAAAAAUUGUUCUUGGUUUUGUCGUUUCAUUUCUCGAGUUUUUGCGUUCUGUGAAGCGUUCCAUCUUGGACUGGGCUACCUUUAUUGUUGGCUCGGUCAGGUCAGCUAGGCAGUUUUCGUUGGAUGCUGUCGCUUUCACCCAGUUGUUUGUUUUCAGUUGCUACAUCUACACACUCGAUUGGCUUUAUUCGGUGAAGUAUUCCGUGGAGCUUUUCAUUCGCACUUCCCUUGUUUUCUUUCCCCUGUGCUUUUUUUAUGCCCUUGAUUCACUCCAAGCGUUCUUCUCUGAUUCCCUUGCUUAUGUUGCAUCUUUUUCUCGUGAUCUCGUUUUCCCACUCAGGGCUUACGCAAGGCCGCUCAAGCUUUAUGCUCUUGGUCUCGUGAAUUCUCUCAGAGAUUCUGUGACCCGUGCCUCAACUUCUAUCACUGCUGCAAAGAUCUCGGUAAGCACUCGCAUCGCUCGUAUCAAGGCCUCUUUCACGGGUGCAGUUGAUUCUAUCCACGGUCGUUUCUCAAAAUCUGUUACCACUCUGAAGACUUGGGCUUCUUCAGUCAGAGAUUCGGUUUCUUUGUUCAAGACCCGUGCCUUUACUUCCGUCACUGCUGCGAGAACCUCGGCUACCACUCGCAUCGCCAGUGCUAAGGCCGCUUUUACGGGUGCAGUUGAUUCUGCAAAGACCCGCGUCACCACUGCGAGAACUUCGACUUCCGAUCGCAUCACCACUGUCAAAUCUGCUUGCACGGACUCAGUUGCCGUUGCCCGGUCGUUCGUCUCGGACACUACUCUACCUUUCUUCCAGUCUUUGCUCGUGAUCCCGGCCUUCUUGCUUUCUGCUUUCUGCAUAUUCAUCGCAAGAAUCACCCUCGGCCUCUUCCAUUCCGCCAUCUUCUACUCGACAGUCGAAGGGUUCAGAUCGAUUCUGGCCAUCCUGCGUGCAAUGGAGCCCAAAACAGAGAGGCUGCUGGAACGACUGAGAGACGCCAAUGCCUCCUUGGAUGCCAAGGUAGACAGCCUCCUUGCAGUCAAGGCGGACAUCAAGCAAAACAAUGUCCCCGUGGGCGCAGUGCAGGGGCUUUUUGACGCAAUCAAAAUCGGCAUCAGCUCGAACUACACACGAUUCUGCGGAGCAGCCUUCUCAACCGCCGGCAACCUCACAAAACGACUAUUCAGCCAACAACAGCAACAUCUCGUGGCUACGUAUGCUCGAAUCCUCUAUCCUGUUCUCCUCGAACGCCUCGGGGAUCAAAAGGAACGAAUCCGAAAUCACGCCUCGCAAGCAUUCGUCGACUUCUGGCCUGCAGCCCAGGAUGAAGUCCAAGAAAUCGUGCUUGUCACCGCCCUGAAAGGGAAGAACCCCCGGGCCAAACAAAUGGCUACAUCGUGGCUGUUAAUUAUGGUCAACAAAUAUGGAAUCGCGUUCCGGCGUUACCUUUCGGACGUGUGCGGCUGUCUUGAAGAUGCCGAUCUCUCCGUCCGAGAGACGGCAAAAUCGGUUCUUGUCGAACUUUUUAUAAACCAAGACAACGAAUCCAAACUUUACCUCAAGCGCACCAUGGAGAGAAGGGUUGAUCUACCUCGGAAGGCCACUCGAGAUUGGAUCCUGUCGCAAAUUGGCCCCAUUGAGGAUCCCGAAGAACCGUCUUUCUCUCAAGGAAUGACCGAGCACCGCGACCUGCUGGUCGUUCGCCGCGACAUACGGCGUGCUGAGGAGGAAAACGCUUUGGCCUUGCAAGAGCAGAAGGUUGCAAUGCUUGAACAGCAGCUCGAAAAGAACCAGGCUCCUCUCGAAGAUCUCCGCAAACGGGCCAACUUCGGCGAAAAAUUGGACGUCGAAGUUCUGCAACAGGAUGUACCUCGAUCGAAGACCCCACUCCCAUCCUUGCCGCCUUUCAAACCCGUGGCGCAGUCUAAUGCCCCUAAAGUCCAGCCCUUCUUUGUCCGCUCGGCCGAUCAACUGGAGGAUAUCUUCCGGGAAAUGGCCCCUUAUUUCGAAGGCCGCGAAAGUGAAGAGAACUGGUCUCAGAGAGAGAAGUCGGUUAUCACUCUCCGACGAAUGAUCGGCGGUAAUGCACCUCAGGACUAUCCGCAGAUAGUCCACGCCAGCUUCAAGAUCCAUCUCGAUGGAAUUUUCAAGACAGUCCUUUCACUUCGCACCACCGUGUCCUCGAAUGGUCUUUACCUUGUCACCGAUAUGGCUCGCUUGCUUGGUCCGGGUAUCGACAACAUGGUAGAGAUCAUCAUCCAGAACUUACUGAAGGUCUGCGUUGUGUCUAAGAAGAUCGCAUCGCAGAAUGCGAACAACGCCGUUGAUGCGGUCAUGGCGAACGUUUCUUACAAAGAGCGCCUCUUGCAGCACAUCCACAGUUCCACCUCCGAUAGAAACGUUAACCUCCGUCUUUUCGCCGCCGGUUGGUUGCGGACCAUCAUCAACCGACACCCAUCGAUCAAGGCUGCCAUUGAACAUGGCAACGGACUGAACUUGAUCACAGCGUCAAUCAAGAUCGGUCUCAAGGAUGCUAAUCCAAGAGUCAAAGACGAGAUGCGUCACACUUAUUGGACUUUCUACGUGGUCUGGCCCGCCAAAGCAGAAAGUAUUGCAUCCGAUCUAGAUCCGAAAUCGAAGAGCCUCCUGGACAAAAGCGCACACAACCCAAAGACUCGAGUUGCCGGCACAUCCACAACCGAAAACAAUCCUGUGGCCGCAGCUCCCGAGGCCGGCCGUCCCACCCUCCGAUCGGUUAUCGCUGCCCAGAAACGGGUCCAUCUCAAAGGCAAGGCACCCGAAGUCCUCCAAGACAAGGCACCCGAAGUCCCCCAAGACAGGGCACCCGAAGUCCUCAAAGACAAGGCACCCGAAGUCCUCAAAGACAAGGCACCCGAAGUCCUCAAAGACAAGGCACCCGAAGUCCUCAAAGACAGGGCACCCGAAGAGUCGCCUGCCCUUGCAGGGCCUUCGACCCUUCACUUGGCGCCUGUGCGGCCAAGGCGUUUCAAGUUGAGGGGGCAGCAAGAAAAGAUGAACGAGACAGGAUAUGCACAAUCUGUGAUGACGGACAACGAUGAUAGGUCAUGCGAUAACGAUGGAGGAAUUUCUGAAACACAACGGGGCAAGAUGCCCAUGCGCGAUGUCAGCGGAAUUACUCACGCCAGCGAAACCAGUCGAGCCAGCGAAGCCACUCAAGGAUCCGCAUCUACCUGUCUUGAGAACAUGGUGGUUUUUGAUCCAUGCCGGAUUGCCAGACUUUCGGAGGAACCAGAUCUCGCUAGGACCCCGUUCCAAUCGGGCAAGCCCUACACUAGAUGCGUGCAGACCGGCAAACCAGAACGUGUGGCGAGCAGCGAGAUAGGCCAUAGACAAGCAAGUCAGAUGGCACGCGUGUGUAGCAGCUGGAGCUCAGUCGAUGGCUCAAGAGUGACCAGCAACGAAAUUGAUUCACUUCCAUCAAGUGAGGCGGCACACGUGCCCAGUAACGACAUGAGUUCAAUGCGAUCGGGAUCUGGCGGAUCGAUAAGCAUUGCACAAACCGACCCAGGUACUCCACCAUUCAACUUGGAUGACUACUUUGAUGAUUCCUUACUAUCGGAGAACUUUGUGUGGAAGGAUGACAAUGGGAAUUGGCUUUAUGAUGCGUCGCCAUCACCCGAUCAGAUCGAACAACUUCAGCAAGCGGUGCCCAAUGUGCGACGAUCCUCCCUCAGAGUCCCGAGUUCCAAUGGCGAGUGGCCUCAGGCAAUGCCCCGUGUGCGGCGAGUAUCAUUCCGAGUCCCAAGUCCCGACGAGGAUCCAAGGUGGCAGCGGGCGCUCUUAGAGCGCACGGAUGAGGACUCCAACCGCAGAGUAAGUACCCCUUCUUCUCAAGAUUCCAACCGAUCGCAGCACUUGCUCGAUAGGGGGAUCCAGCUGAUCCGUAGCAAUAGAAUGGAUCCGCACGGGUUCAGGAAGCUGCGGAGCGUAAUGGGGUCCGCCACGGCAACACUGUCCGAAGGUCAGCACAAUGAAUUGGCAGACGCUCUAUUGGGCGCGUUGGUGCGGGGGCACGGCACUGGGGGGGCAGACACUUCGCUCCUCCCACUUCUUGACGUGCUCGAGCAUACAUUAUUCUUAUGCAAUGGGGCAUUCUUACACCACACAUCUACGGGGGGGGCGCGUCUAUAUUAUCAAACGAUUUCGUCUUUCCUGGAGACCAGAGGACGCUGCGAUGCUUCGGGUUAUUUUGCUGUCCGCCUCGACGAAAUCGCAUCGCGGAUUGUUUCGACCGAGCUGGACCAGGGGACGUUCGACUCCAUUCAGGCUAUUCUUGACGCCAUUUCAGACAAAAAAGAAGAAAAAAAUGUGAUUACAAUGGGUCUCAUGUUAUUGGCAGGGGCUCUUCAUCGGCGAAAUGCCUCGGGCUUAGGCCUCCCGGAGAGCAUCGUGCAGGGGAUCGGAUCACUCGUUGCUGGAAGACUUGAAGACGGACAUGCGGAGGUGCGUCGACUAGCCAUCCAGUCGUGUGUUCACCUCAAGGCACUGAUUGGGGAUGAAGAAAAAUUUUGGUCGUUCUUUGGAACCCCUUCAACGGGGACUCGUAACCUCCUGGCCUACUAUCUGGCCAGAGGUUGAGACUUUUUUGUUUUCUUUUUGGUUCUGUGUUGCAUUUUGUGUCUUUGUUUUUUUUUGGGGGGGGGAGGCAUUGCAUUGUGUUUUUUGGUGUUGAUACCACUUUGGUUU